This is a messenger RNA of Fonsecaea erecta, 2442 nucleotides long. RefSeq lists its product as hypothetical. The record is from RefSeq and is a predicted model, not a curated record. The transcript is spliced from 2 exons. The coding region runs from base 1 to 2442 and encodes 813 amino acids. Gene Ontology annotation, molecular function: protein binding. Lineage: Eukaryota; Fungi; Ascomycota; Eurotiomycetes; Chaetothyriales; Herpotrichiellaceae.
AUGGCGGUAGUUGCACGAUCUCGACGGAGCGAGACGCGGUCGGGAUCUAGAUCGUCGUCGUCGGAGGUCCCGCAAGGUAGAAGCGAAGCCAGAGUCCACAAGCAGCGCAAGCUUCCCACCAAGCAAUACCCCAGUGCAGCAUGGAGCAGGAUGGAAGAUAUCAUCAAGCAGCUUUAUUGCGAAGAGCGGGUGCCUGUGGCGGAGCUCAUUCGCCGUUUACACGGCAUGGGUUUUGAAGUCAAUGAGCGUAUGCUGCACACGCGUAUCCGCAAAUGGAAAAUCGGCCGCAAUCAUAAAUUCAGCGAAAUGAAAAUGGCCGCUUACCUUCUGGCGGAAUAUCUUGAUCGUCAGCAGCAGCAAUUGAACCUUUCAGCGACUGGACAACGCACCACAGUAAACAAGCGUGCUGGCAUGCCGAGCUUUGACAUCCGUGGCGAGCGUGUGGACUACAAGGAAGUGAAACGCUACUUCCGACGGAAGAAGAUCCUAGAUCCUGUGAGCUGGGUCAAGGGGGAGAAAGACGGGUUGGAGUUAAGCGAAGACGUCGUCAUUGUUGAACAUGCUGAUCCUGUCUCUGUUGGUGAAGUUCGAUCCUCCGAGGAUGAUGAUGAAGACACAUCUGACCAGGAGCACGAAGAGUUUCAGCUUUUGGGCGAACAGGGCGGGCAAGCUGCUCCCGAGCAUGUCGCCGACGACUCCAACAAUACUCAUCAGACGUCAAAUGUGCCCUACCUCGACGACGGGCACUUCACCUUGAUACAAGGCUUGCCACACACCGAUGUCAAUGACUCUGUCUUUUCAGUGCCAGCUCUUUUUCGCCCACAACCAUAUUACGCCAUUGAGCACCUCAACCGAAGCAUGAUGAUAUAUAUGAGUUCAUACUUAUCGUCCCCUGCCUCGAACGCCGACCUGGAACCGGUCGUCCACGCGCACACCGUUCACGCGAUCUUCGCGUCCAAGAUACAGGAUGGAAUCUCGCUGCUGGCCAACGUUUCUCCACAGGCCGCAAAGGCACGGCUACGAAGACCAGAAGUCAAUGCGGCGAAGGCCUUUGCCAGUUUCGACAACGGGUUUGGACUGGUCCGCCGGAUUCUUGAGAACAAUAACCCGAUGUCUCUUGCACUGAUGCUCAGUAUUGUGUGCGAACUGGCCGAUCGCACCGUGACUGCCGGGAUGAUGACCCCGACCAUCGGGGUCCUUCUGACGAAAUUACUCACAUUCGUACACGAGAUGGCCGUGGAGGUUUGUGGACGAGGACACCCGUUGACCGUCUUCUUUGACAUCCUGGUACGGGAGUACAUGUCUCCAACAAUUUUGUCUUCCUCUGGGUCUCUGCCUGUGAUGGAACUCAUCCUCACCUCUCUCAACCUCGCACUGGCCCAAUUCGCCCUGUUGUCCACUCGACAGAGUGCUCAGGAUUGGAAGCAGCUCUACGUGCGCGAACGCCUCUGCGACGCUCUCUACUACUGCGGCUCGCCCUACCUGGUUACGCGCGCGAACAUGCGAAGACGGCUCCUUCACGACCAAGAAGCAACAUACGGCCCCACGGCGAGGAAUGUUUUAUGGACCUUGACCAACGUGGCUGACGACUGUCUCGCAGAUGGCGACGUCGAUCGGGCGAUUGGACACUUUCAGGACGCCCUCGACAGGGCCGAGACCUUGGUGGAUGGCUACGGACGAGUGAAGUCUACUUUCGCCGCUCGCGAGGGGUUGGGGAGGUGCUGGCUGCGCAAAGCCCAGGACGCAGAAGCAGAGGCACUCUGGCAAGAGGAGCAGAGUCGAGGGCGAGUCUGUGCCGAGAGCGCCUUCGACCAGUUCCAUUCCGCACGGGGUUCCAAUCCACAAACAAGCCCAGGCUCUGCCUGCUGCUCAUGCCAUUUUCACCAGUCUACCCGGUCCCACCCUUCGUCUUCAGAGAGUAGUGCCGACAACACGAGGCCCUCAACCCCGGUCGGGUCUGGCUCGUCGGCCGCGAGCUCGAGCUCGCCGCCGCCGCCGCUGCAGGAGCCAUGUCCAACAAGCACGAAAACUCAUGGUGGUUCACAUCAACACCGCAACUAUCACAACCACAGUCGACACCACGAGGAGUCACCCGCCGCGCACAAGCGGAGAGAAUACCUCACCAGGGCCUACCGCUACUUCGUCGCGGCCGAGGACGAGGCGCGCACGUAUUUCGAGGCAUCUUCCCGACGCACUACGCGGGUGAAUCUGCGCCGGCAAGAAGUGGCCGAGCUGUUGGGAAUCGUGGCCACGCCCGAGUCGAGCUCGGGGUCUGGGUCUGGGUCUGGAUCUGGAUCCGAGGACGAGGGCCGCGCGAUGAGUGCCGACGUCAGUGCCGACAACGCCGCGAGAUUACCCGCUUCGACGAUGGCGACGGCGACAAAUAUCAAUCUCGUGCUGGCGUCCUCUUCUUCAAACUUUGGCUUUGGCUUUGGCGCGUAA